This is a messenger RNA of Lodderomyces parapsilosis, 3663 nucleotides long. RefSeq lists its product as uncharacterized. The transcript has a single exon. The record is from RefSeq and is a predicted model, not a curated record. Bases 1 to 3663 code for a protein of 1220 amino acids. NCBI's taxonomy places the organism in Eukaryota, Fungi, Ascomycota, Pichiomycetes, Serinales, Debaryomycetaceae.
AUGCCGUUGGACUUGAUACAAGAGAAUGGAAACAGUAAGCUCUACAACUUUACUGAACUUCGUUUGGAGAUUAUUGAAAACAAGGAUCUUAAAUUCAAAUUGUUGAACGAUGUUGCAUUCAUGCAUCAGUUGGUGACAUCUUUCAGUACCAACAUUGCGAAACUAGCUGGUCUGGCAAAUGUUACUGUACACCCACAAAAUUCUUUGGAAGAGCAAGUAGUUAUACUUCGUAUUUUAAGUUCGUUUGCUUCGGAAAUAGAUGCCUUAAACAAUGAAGGUGUGUCGGAAUCCAUAGGAAUCAUGCAAUUGGCACUAGGUCCAAUCACUCAACUUCUAAAUCAUUUUGUGGAAACCAUGCUUCCGCUGCUAAGUACCGGGGACAAGUCCAUUUUUCAAGUAGAAGCAUUGAUGGGCCACUGCUUGGACAUUUUAAUUAUAUUAUCCAAUCUCCGGCACAAUCAAGUGGAUCUAAACAGGGCUUGGCGGUUUCUUGCACUACUAUUGAUUGCUACUGAUGACACGCAUGGUAAGAUCAUCAACUUACAUCCAAGUAUAAUAACAAAACUGUUGAGGUUGAUACCGAUGGUGCUUACUGGGACGAUGCUCGUGGACAAUAAUUCAAUCAUGACUUUGUCGGUGGCUUUGCUAAGCCGGUUAUCUUCAGGUUGCCACAUGAUUGUGUCCACAUAUUUAUCUGAUUUAUAUCGUUCUCAAGAUGAUUUGUAUUGGAUCGCAUUUGAAGAUGAUCAUCUCCCCAACGUUGACUUGAAUGUUUCCCUGGUUGACAACGUAACGAGUGUUGAAAUCCUAUUGGAGUUGAUUACUGCAUGUGCUCAAGUAAUGAGCUUUUCAAAACAUCAUCAUGAUCCGUUUCUAUUGGCGGUGAGGCGAGAAACCCCACUCGACAUAUUCUUGAGUACACCUUUAUCAAAACCAGUUAUACCAAUAACUGAUGUGUAUAUUACGUUACUUUUGCUCAUGAAAAUAGAUUCGAAAAAAGUCAAUCUAAUUGCACUCAACUUGUUGGUUUUAUUAUUGGAAAACAUGAGUGUUCUGGAAGUGCUUCUGGAGGACACUAUCAUACGUAACUAUGACAAGUUGUUUGCCAGUAUAGUGCAUUUAUUGGAUAGUUGUGAUAAUUCUGAUGGAGAUGAAGAACCCAGUGGGAGCAAGAGCUCUAAAAAAACGUCGUCCCUACAAUUCAAUCCAUCAUUCGACGAGGCAUCUUUGUCCAUCGCCACCCCAUUGCUAUUGACAUCAGCAUCCAAAGUGUUGGCUAACUUGUGCACACAGUACCCAAACUUGAACAACAGGAUAUGCGACACAAACAUCGACUACAAGUUGAUUUACAAGAUGGCAUACUGCUAUAAGCAAUCUCCAUUACUCAAAAUUUUGGAAGCGUUGAAACUCAGAUCCAAGUUUGGAACAAUUUUGGUUGAUUUUACCUCGGUAACUGUCGCAGAUUCUUAUUUAACUGAAUUGUCACAUCUCCUUUUGCUUAUUAGUGUCUACACAAGUGAACGAGAGGAGUAUCGAAAUAGAUUGGUAUCAUUUUACCAAACUACAGGAACAAGCAUCCCGAGGGUGAUUUUCGAAAUUGUUGAAAACUACCAUUUCCUUUUGAAACAGAUCAGUUUGUUGCAAAAGGUAUUGAGUCACAUUGUCAAAACCAAGAAUGUCGAAAAUGAGGAAGUCAAGCACCAUAUUUCCUGGCUAGGCAAGAACUUGGGAGUGAUUAGCGAAUUAGCAAACUCGCCCCUUUAUACUCAUUGCUUGUACUUUAUUCGAUCGCAGUCACGUUCAGUGGCUAGUUUAAGAACGUUUUUUGUGGAAACCAAUUCAUUCAAAAGCUUUGUGACACGAGAUAAUAAAGACACCACACUGACUGGAGUUAUUGGUACUGUUUCUUCCACAUCCAGUCAUCUGACUAUUCGACCACGCAUAGAACCCGAUUCCUCAUCCAUCAUAGCCUCGGAACCAUCUCUGGCUCUGUCAGCUGGUGGUUUUGUGACCAAUAUAUUGCACAUUAUAAGACUUUAUGAAACUCUUGAUCUUUCGUUAGAUUUUCUUUUCAAAGUGAACAAGAACAAAUUUGUGCAAGAAGCUGCAUUCAGAAAGACCUUCAUGACUAAUAAAGCAACUUGUGUCAGUUUAUUAGCCAACUUCAUCCUUGAUUUCAGCUCGUUUAGAUACAAAAUCAUUGGAUAUGAGAAUUUCUCGUCAAGCUUGUCCAUCAUCUAUCAGAAUUCAGCAACUGAUUCAGAUGAUGUUUCCAAUUUAACUGAGGAGGACAUUUUUGAAAGAAGCGUGAUGCAGUUGAAGAUAUUACAAGUUAUGAAAAACUUUAUGUAUAAUGAAGCUUCAGAGAAUAAGCAAGAAGUGUUGAAUUUUUUCCCAUUGAGCCUCAUUCUUCAAAAGGCAAACUACGGAAUUACCGGUUUAGACAGCAUGGUGUCUCUACCAAAGGAAACAAAGGAAAUUAAACUUCACCAAAAAGUCGUCGCGUUUGAAAUUUUGAGAAACUUUACCGCGGGCUCACCAUCCUUUUCCAAAAUCUUAAGAGAGUCCUAUAUCAAUGAGUACUUGAGCAAUGAAAAGCCAGAAUUGCAAGCUCUACUUCCACAAAAUUGGUCCGAAUUUGUGGUUCGAAAUUUAACUGAAGCCUCGAUUUUCACACAAGUUAGGCGCGAGAGUUUUAAUUUUAAUGAUGAUGAUACGUUGGUAAAGUUGGUUGGAAAUGAGGAUUAUGUCAAGAUGGUAAGAUCAAUCAAUUUCACAGAGGAUCACACUUAUACAGUGAUUGACAAAUUGAAUCAAGAAUUAUUCCCCAAUGACACUUUGUUACACAUUUGGAUGAGGUUGCUUUCAUUUCAGUUACCAAAUCUGAUUUCGACCAACUCCGAGCACAGCAUGCUUGACUUGAAUAAGAACUUGAACUUGAUCAAGAUAUCGAUUGCAUGGAUUCUUGUCAAUUUGACUUGGAAGUCAUCGGUAUUUGGCUACGAUAUUCAAAAUUAUAUUGAUUACGAGGUUUAUCAAACAGUUGACACACUGACAAUAAAGAGAAGACUAUCACAACAGGAGAAAAAUGAGCAGCCUGCACAACAAAAUACGCAACUGGAGUUGCAGGGUGAUGAAUUAUCGGUGUAUGAUCGUGCCAAAUAUUUGGAUAAUUUUGGAUUUACAAAAGUGAUUUACGAUGUGCUCACCAAUUUUUCGAAAAAAGCAUCAAAAGGUUUGCAAGUAAACAAUAUUGGUCAUGAAUCCAGUGAUUUUAUAGAACCUGAAGUGUUUGAAAAACUCAGGAGUGCAUUACACCAAAUCAACUAUCUAUGCCGAGGCGUGCGCUCAGGAAGCUAUGUACCAGAUUUGAGAACUAAUCAUGCUGCUAGUGGUGGUCAUGAAUUGAGACUACACCGAAACCAAGACAACUCAGUCGAUGUGGUUGAUGAUACUGGAGAUUUUCUUGAAGAUGAGAUUAGGUAUGAAAGAUCAAGAAGAAGAGAUGCAAUUGAUUCUGAAGAUGACAAUGAAGGAAACAAUGAAGAUGAGGAAAUGCAAGAAGAAAAUUCUUCUGAAAGUGAGCCUGAAGUUGAACAAGCUGCAGGGAAUGAAAGUGAAGAAUCAAACGAAGAUAUGCCUCACGAAUACUGGGUAAUGUAA